GACACCUUCACUGGUGACUUUCUUCAGCAAAGAUGCCUGACAAAACAUUAUGGGGGCUGCAAAUGAAGCCUGGCUACGGAUUGGCUGACUGUCCGGAGGCGGACAGAGACAGGAGAUGGGAAGGGACAUCUGCUACCACUGUGGAUCCACUGAACACGAGAUCUAAAGCUGCCAUGCUAAAAUAGACCCAGCCCUGGAUGUGUGCCUCAAUAAGCUGUCGUACUAUCGUAUGAGAAGGAAAAAGAGAGAAGGGGGGGCUUAAGAAGGGAGAGAUAUAAGAGGGGGAGAGUGUGUAUCCAUCAGUGUGUUGUUUGUUGUACCUAUGUGUGAAUGCCCGUAUGCCAAGAGUUUCAUCUGUAGUAAGACUGGUCACAUGUCCAGGUCCUACCCAGACAACCCCAAAGGACUAUACACCGCAGAAGGAUGUUGUCUUGUGUGUGGUUCAGUAGAACACUUCCAGAAGGAUUGUCCUGAGCACCAGGCUGCAUCUAACCAAGUGACCUUGGGCUGGCUGUUCAAUAACAUGAGUGCUGACCAUGAGGAAGUGCACGUGCCUGUGAAGAAACUCCCUCCCAAACAGGCCAAGUUAGUGGUCUUCUGACCUGCCAAUCAACCCAAAGGACUCACCAGAUUGGACAGGACUGACUAGCACAGAGCAGACUGCACAUCCCAGGACUAACUCCAUGAAGGUCACUGUUCUCGCUCAGAGCUUUAAAAAAACAACAUCCACAGAUCCAUAGUCAGUGGAAAUGGAUAGCUUCUGAAAGAGUUCUCUGUAUUCUCACACCGUGGACUCUGUGUAUUUGGAAUGUAUAUGAUUCAUAUGGAUGGGACUAAACUAGAUUAGACUGGAGACUGUGGUGUGCUGUACACCAGCUAACAGGGGUGUGUUCUGUUCAAUUUAAACAUUUGCUAUGUUCCGUAAUGGCUUGUAUAGUCCACAGUGUCUUCUGAUCCCUCCUGUCUCAGCCUCCAGUAUUUAUGCUGCAGUAGUUUAUGUGUCGGGGGGCUAGGGUCAGUCUGUUACAUCUGGAGUAUUUCUCUUGUCUUAUCCGGUGUCCUGUGUGAAUUUAAAUAUGCUCUCUCUAAUUCUCUCUUUCUCUCGGAGGACCUGAGCCCUAGGA
This is a messenger RNA of Salmo salar (Atlantic salmon), 1124 nucleotides long. Its product is annotated as zinc finger CCHC domain-containing protein 9. Gene Ontology annotation, cellular component: nucleolus. Lineage: Eukaryota; Metazoa; Chordata; Actinopteri; Salmoniformes; Salmonidae. The record is from RefSeq and is a predicted model, not a curated record. Gene Ontology annotation, molecular function: nucleic acid binding; zinc ion binding.